This is a messenger RNA of Symbiodinium sp. CCMP2456, 1030 nucleotides long. The record is from the annotation of a GenBank genome assembly. Lineage: Eukaryota; Dinophyceae; Suessiales; Symbiodiniaceae.
GCUAGUCGCUGACAGGGGAGAUCCCGCAGUUCUGCAGAGCCUGCACAAUGCAGUGGAGAGUAUCCCUGGCUACGUGCAGAUGUCCACGUUCUUCUUUAUUCUUGCCCCACCCGUGCAGCACAUGGAGACCGGCUGCCUUCUUAGCUAUUCGUCGUGGAAGGCCCGUGGCUGGUGCCGCCUCGAGCGUGCUGCGCACUGCCUGGCUUUGGAGUCGAUGUCGGCGCCGGUGGUGGUGGAGGGGCCGGAGCUGCAAUAUGCGACACACCACGUGGAGACGCUGCUGCAGCCUGUGGGAGCCGGGGAGUUCCGCUCAGAAUAUGACAAGGAGAAGGCCGCCUCUCUCCUAAGAGCUAUGGUGACAAGGAAGAUGGUCUUCUACCAGGACCAUGGAGACCUCCAGAGGUAUAGAGUGAUGCUGAACACUCGGCAUCUCUACUUGCAGAAUCUCCCGCUGGAAAACGACAGGUUCAACUCGGGCUCUCCCUCUGGUUUUCUUUCCGGCAAAGUUUCUGGCCGUGCAGAUCCCUCUUCCUUCAUGCGAUGGAACGAGUUCGACGCUCUGGAACCUUGUGCAAACACUUGGCCUCCGCUGAUUGCUGCCGCCUUGUCAGGUGGAGCCUCGCUCGUGGCAGAACUUUUGAAUGCAGAGGCUGACGUGAACUAUCAGGUACCGGAGUCGGAGCCAAUCCUGAACGUCGCCGCCGGAAUGUCUGCGCUGCAUAUAUGCAGCAUGCUGGGCAACAACAGGGCAUUGAAGGCUUUGAUUGAUGGCCAGGCAGAUCUCAGCAUUUCAGAUUCCCAUGGAAAGACAGCGCUGGACAGGGCCCAUGAGAUGAAGAACCACGACGCUGUGGUGCACUUGCUUUGCACAGGAGAUGGUGAGAUCCCUGGGCAUGCCGACACCUUGGCUACCUGCUGCGCGGCAUGCCGAAGCAUUAGUAUUCACAGGUUAAAUUGGUUAAACUUCAGGCUGCAAAACAUCUUCGAUCAUCUUAUUAUACAUCAGGGGCUGACACUUUUUUGUACCUGA